This is a messenger RNA of Wyeomyia smithii (pitcher-plant mosquito), 635 nucleotides long. RefSeq lists its product as uncharacterized. Lineage: Eukaryota; Metazoa; Arthropoda; Insecta; Diptera; Culicidae. The transcript has a single exon. The record is from RefSeq and is a predicted model, not a curated record. Bases 1 to 600 code for a protein of 199 amino acids.
AUGGAUCUGAAGAGCGAUGGUUCGCAAGUGGAGCGUGAAAUCAAUGAGUGCAUCGCAGUCAAGGACUGGAGGAAAGUGAUCGAAUUCGGUCAGGAGGCACCAUUCGAAGAACGAGUCAAGUUCCUGUGGGUUUGGCCCUUGCAGGAGGACCUAGAACGAAUACAAAUCUGCUUCGCAAGGCUAGGUAUUAGUCGAGUGCUCAGUAUUGGCUGCGGGACAGGACUUUUGGAGUGGCUGAUAACUAGUGCGACAGGUAUUCACAUCGCCGGCGUUGAGAAGGACGAAAAUUGGUGGAGAUCAAAGCAUGCAACGACAACGUACAUUCCCAUGCAGUUUGCGGAAGCACUGCGCGAUGUUAGCCAAGGUUGGCAUGCUUUGAUGUUUUGCUAUUUCAACGAUGGCUGUGCGUUUCGUGAGUAUGUGAGGAAUUUCAACGGCUGCUAUGUGAUCAUCAUUGGACCUCGAGAUGGGAAAGGCAUUCAUACCGAUCCGAUGCCAUUCGACGUGAAGUUCCCCAGCGAGCAAAGCUGGGAAUGGGUCUGCCAGUUCCGAAUCGGCAACGAAAAUCGAAAUCAUGUUGUGAUUUAUCAGAAACAAUGAGAAAAUUAAAGCAGCAUGGCGAAACUAUAUUCUUA